This is a messenger RNA of Prosopis cineraria, 2971 nucleotides long. RefSeq names its product type IV inositol polyphosphate 5-phosphatase 3. The record is from RefSeq and is a predicted model, not a curated record. Lineage: Eukaryota; Viridiplantae; Streptophyta; Magnoliopsida; Fabales; Fabaceae. The transcript has 11 exons. Bases 435 to 2363 code for a protein of 642 amino acids. Gene Ontology annotation, molecular function: phosphatidylinositol-4,5-bisphosphate 5-phosphatase activity; phosphatidylinositol-3,4,5-trisphosphate 5-phosphatase activity; inositol-polyphosphate 5-phosphatase activity. Gene Ontology annotation, biological process: phosphatidylinositol dephosphorylation.
CCGCAUGGACCCACCUCUUCGCCGUCUUAUAUACGUGUCCGAUGAUCUGUUAAUUAUCCUUUCUUGCUUUCUGAAAUCCAACCAGGGGUUGACAUCUAUGUUUUGUUUCCAUCGCAUGAAGCUUAUUAAAGUCCGUAAUUCUGGUUAGCCGCGCACCAUUAUCCUCUAUUCAAUCAUAAAUUAAGCCCUCGAAGUCUUUAAGUAUUAUAUAGAAUUUCCAUCGUCAGUUCCCCAAAAUCUUCGCUAAAAACCGACGAGACCGUGCUCCGACACUUACUUCUCCGUCUCUCUUGGGCUUGGCACUCUUGCAGCUUCAUUAACUGCUUGAAUCCUCGUCUUCCGUUGUACCUUUUCUUCUUACUUGGAUUGGAAUUUCAUCUCCGUUAGUUCAUAUUCAUUCUGUGUCCAUCUAUAGACUAUAAUUAAAUUUACAGAUGAAGCGACGGACAAAGCACCUGCAGCAGAGGACUUGGGCUGAACUAUGUUGUUUGGGUUGGUCCUGCCUACAGCUCUUCUGGGCUCGAGUAGUCGUGCGCAAAUGGCUCAACAUAGAGAGCAAUGAGUCCGAUUAUAGCGCCGACCCUGAUGAUGAUGAUGAAGAUGACCCUGAUAAUGAUUCCGACAACGAAGGAUUGGGAAGACAAUCACGGUUCUGGGCACAGAUAAGCAAUGAAGCUCCCCAUGAAUCUAAUGAAUAUGUUCCAAGUUUAAGGAGGCAAAAGUCAUCAACUUACAGGGCGCAAUAUAUAAACAAAAAGGAGCUUAAAGUAUGUGUUGGGACUUGGAAUGUUGGAGGAAGACUUCCACCAGAAGACCUAGAUAUUGAUGAUUGGCUGGGUAUUGAUGAGCCAGCUGACAUUUAUGUUCUUGGUCUUCAGGAGAUUGUACCCUUGAAUGCUGGUAACAUUUUCGGUGCUGAAGAUACUCGAGCUGUUCCACUAUGGGAAGAUAUCAUUCGAGAAACACUGGAUAGAGUUCGACCAGAAGCACCAAAGAUAAAAUCCUUUAGUGAUCCUCCAUCUCCAUCAAAAUUUAAGCCACCAGAUGACAUCCCAGAUAUAGAAGAAGAGAUAUUACUUGAAAGUGAUAGUGACAUUGGUGAGGAAGUUCCUCCUUUGUGUGAUGAACACAAAGCUUCUGAUGGACUUGCAGAUGGAUCAGUCACCAAUAAAAUCUCAAAUGUAAACGUACAUAAUUCAGAUGCCACUAAUUUUGCCUACUCAGGACCAGUUGACUUGGAUUUACAAAGACAACUUACCUCUCCAAGGAAGUUCAAUAGAUUAAAUUGUUUGAACACUGAUGAUUCAUUAGAAAGUAUGGACACAUCAUCUGCACUGCAGACCUCUAAACUAGCCAGAGGGCUUAGUGGGUCUGAAAGGAUUGGUUUGAGCUGGCCAGAACCACCACUUGAUCUUCUAUCCAAGAGAGUUUUAGAGAGACCAUGUUCAUUCAAGUCAACUAAUUCCUUCAAAGCAUUGAAGUCCUUCAAAACAUAUAAUUCUUUCAAGUCAACUAUGAAUGAAGUACCAUUGGGAAUAGCUUUGCUUUCAGAAGUUGACCUUGAAGCUUUGAUGAAGCGGAAAAGAAGAUCAUCAUAUGUAAGAAUAGUUAGUAAGCAGAUGGUUGGACUUUUCAUUACUGUAUGGGUUCAUAGGAGCUUGCGGAGACACAUUCAAAAUGUGAAGGUGUCAACUGUUGGUGUUGGUGCCAUGGGAUAUAUUGGCAAUAAGGGAUCCAUAUCUGUUAGCAUGUCCAUUUAUCAGACACUUUUUUGUUUUACAUGUGUCCACCUUGCGUCAGGGGAAAAGGAAGCAGAUGAACUUAAGAGAAAUACUGAUGUACAUGAAAUACAUCGAAGGACGCAAUUUCAUUCGCGUUCUAAAAUUGCACUUCCCAAAAGUAUCCUUGAUCAUGAAAGAAUUAUUUGGUUUGGAGAUCUGAAUUACCGAAUUAAUUUGUCAUAUGAGAAAACAAGAGAUCUUGUCCUGAAAAAGGAGUGGUCAAAAUUGGUUGAGAAGGACCAGCUUGUGCAAGAACUCAAGAAGGGUGCAUUUGUUGGAUGGUUAGAAGGCACGCUAAACUUUGCCCCUACUUAUAAGUAUGAGAUUAAUUCAGAGAAGUACCGUGGAGAAGAUCCCAAGACUGGGAAGCGUAGGCCAGCAUGGUGUGAUCGUGUUCUUUCAUAUGGCAAGGGAUUGAGAUUGUUGAGUUAUAGAAGGACUGAGCUCAAACUUUCAGAUCACCGCCCAGUUACCGCCAUCUAUAUGGCUGAGGUGGAGGUGUUCUCCUCUAGGAAGCUACAACGAGCACUGACAUUCACUGAUGCAGAGAUUGAAAAUGAAGAAGUCCUAUCAAAUUUAUGAACCCCCCCCCCCCCAACACAAAAAGAUAAAAACUUUUCUCCUUUCCCUUACAUAUCCGUCCUUUGUCAUGUUAAUCAUUCCUUCCUUUGGGGAAAUGCAAGUCCGACAUACUGAACUGCCAGGAGAGUUUCCAUCACCACAUAAUAAUGGGUUUCAUAUGAGGUCUAAAGGAGGUUAAGUAAUUCCAGCAUUUUACAGCGCAGGAGUGGCAGGUACUGAAACUUUAUCGGUUGAUAUUGCUGGCAUAAGAUAAUUGAUUCUUUCAUUUGAUUUUAGUAGACUGACACAGAAUUGUAUAGUCGUAGUACCGGUAUUUUGAGCGGGUUGUGAGAUUUUUGCCAAUUGGCGUUAGUGGUAAUGUUACCUUAAGGCUGUAUUCUUUGUUUGUCUGUAUUGUUAUGGGCGUUCAUGCAUUGUGAGAGACACCUUUUACGGGGGAACUUUCUUUUAUUUGUAUAAAAAUGAAGGACUGGCAUAUUAUCUAUGAUGGUUCUGCUUGCCCAAGAACCUCUGUAUUUUUUGAGGGAGAGUGAUGAUGUAUCCUCUGUGUAUUCUAUGUUCAUUCGCUGGUUCACAGAUAAAGGCAUUUUAUAUUUUCUCCCCGUGUA